This is a messenger RNA of Actinia tenebrosa (Australian red waratah sea anemone), 4816 nucleotides long. Its product is annotated as SE-cephalotoxin-like. Lineage: Eukaryota; Metazoa; Cnidaria; Anthozoa; Actiniaria; Actiniidae. The record is from RefSeq and is a predicted model, not a curated record. Gene Ontology annotation, molecular function: protein binding.
AAACGGAUGCGAGGGAGACUACAUGCAGGCUUUGACGGCGUAUUUUCUAUACAUUGAUAUCCAUAGAGAGCAGAGCCGAAGCUAGUCAAAUCAGUUCAUGCGUUCCUAUCAAGGUUCAAAGAUUCAGUAAAUUAUUCGAAGUUUGACUUCCAUCCUGCUUUGAAGGAAACAACGAAGAACGUAUCAGAAAGAACGUCUGCAAACAAACAGCAUAGACAUAAAUGAAAGCAGGUAGAGAUCAAAUGCCAAGGAUUCAAAGAGAAACACUCGUGGUUUACAACUGAAGAGUUUCAAAAAUGAAAGGUAGAGAACACAGCUAUAUAUAAACUGUGGCUAGUAGUUUUCAUCCUAUUAUACACCGUGUUGUCCUGCAGUACUAUAUAGAUGGACUGAGUUGACUAAACAUUAGUUGUGAAGUGUUAUCAUCGCUUGCUAUUCAGCAUGAGGUGUGUACUUUGGCUCCUGUUGUUGCCGUUCUAUUCUGACUGUACAGCUGCUGAAUUAGAUCCUGGUGAGCAGGCUAAAGUAUCUACAGCACUUGAUACGACUCAGUUUGUACUUAGCCAACUCGCAGCCCACGUAAAGGACGAACAAAAGGCCCUUAAAGAAGCAACGAAGGCUUCAAAGAGCUUGAAGAGUGCAGAACUUCUCAAGAAACAAACGAAGUUACUCAAAGUUGGUAAGAUGGUUGGACGUGCACUUAAGGCUAUCCAGGCUGCCUCUGCUAUUGCCAGCUUUAUCUUCACCUUCUUCAUGCCAAGUGAUUUGGAGGUCAUCACUUCGCUGAUAAAUAAAAGGUUUAACGAAGUCAAUGCGAAGCUUGAUCGACUUGACCAGAAACUUGACGAAAUGGAGGCGUCCAUCAAGGCAAACAGUGCAUUUAAUACUUUCUUAUCUGCCUGGAUAAAAUGGGAGUACAAGUCAAAAAAUGGUGCAAAGAAACUAUCGGAUAUUCGCAAGGCAAUGGGUACUAAAACCCGAAGAAUAGACCAAGUGAAGCUCGCUGAAGAAUACGUCAAGUACUACGAAAACAACGACUUGGAUGGAAACCUUCUCAACCUCUACAGAAUGGCGGCUCUUCCAGAGGGGAUAACUCAACGUAACCUCAUCACCGGUCUUGAGUGGAAAGGUAGUAGGUACUUCAAGGUGGAAGACCGCUCGGAUCCCGGAAACGUGAAAGAGUACUACAUAGUCUACGAAGAUACAAAAUCACUGGCCAGCUGCAGUGAAAUCAGACAAGCCAAAACCUUGUUGGUUCUUAAAGGAUGCGAGGGAUGCAAUUCUGAUUAUAUUUACGCUGCUGACAACAUCCUGUCGCACAAAAAGUGCGGGUCAUCAAAUUUGCAAAAACUUGUUGACUUUCAAACCGAAUGCAAAUCAUCGAGGUAUCGGUAUAGCUAUUGGACUGAGAAGGAAUGUAUAAAGGAUUUGAAAAACCAAAUCAAGAAAAUGGGAUUUCUUGCUACUAAUGUUAACACCAACUACAACCCGUGCACUACUAGUGAGAAAUGCAGUGGUCAUGGUCAAUGCAAGCAGAUUCCUUUUACGAAGACCCAUCAGUGCAUUUGCGUGAGCCACUAUGGUGGAGAGUCUUGCGAAAAACGAAUUGAAUUUGAUGAUACCACAGAGAGGUUAAUGGCCCAACUGCGCAAGACAUUUAAUGUUGUGAACGGUGUUCCUACUGCUGUUGACAUUUUCUUUUCUAUAAGGUCUCUGUCACAAAAGCUCGACCUWGUUCUGCUAAAGAUCAAGGCCUCUUUUGCUCACACGAACAACAUCAUACAACAUUCGAGAAUCAUCUACAACGUCGAAGACAUCGCUGACCUUUAUGCAAAGCUCCAAAAGRACRAACUGAGUUUCGAUCGGUUYGGUCAGAAAAUGGACCUGUAUUUGAAGACGAUCACGGCUUUUCAAUUGCAGAAUAGACUCAAGAAAAUGAUCCUUGGUCAAGGUACAUUGGACAAACCAGGAAAAGACAUUUACAAUUCAUACAAGCUUGAYUACUUGAGUCACAAUGGCGGAGGCUGUUCUGGAAGUUACAAUGCAGACAUUAAAGGAUUCAGAGACGAUUUGGCCUACUUGGAUCAGGCACUCGGAGAAGCGUUGUUACUACAUAAGAAAUGGUUGCUGGAGACGAAAGGUACGACUGACGCCCUCCGAUCACAGUACAAGAGAGAAGCCCAAGAAAUAGAAAAUGUUUUCAAAGRCCGUCAGAAAGCCUAUAACCAAUACUGGAACAAGUACAGCUGUGGUACUCUUGGUGUUGAAGGUACGACAAUUUCCUGCAAACACCAGCUGUCCUUCGAAGGAAUGACGAUGACUGUAAGUUGUGACAAGCAGAGACAACCUACUCCAGGAACAGUAAAGUGUAGAAAGAUCAACGGCGUCUUGAAAUGGGACUCUCAGCCCAAGUGCAAAUUUGUUUGGGGGAAUUGGCGUCACGAUUGGACUCGCUGUUCUACAAAUUGUGGUGGUGGGUUUAAGACCAAUUACAGAUCUUGCUUGGGGACGAACAAUGUCGAUGACUGYAAGCGAGAUCAAGGCGGAUUGAAUUACAGGACUACAGCGUGUAAUACUGUAGACUGCUGCUCUGCUGGCUUUGGGAAAUUCAGGUGCUCCAAUGGCAAAUGCAUCAAUAAGAAUUGGAUCUGUGACGGGGACAAUGAUUGUGGUAACAAAGAUGACGAAAGCCGAUCGCGUUGUCCAUCCUACCUUCGUUCGGGGGACACAAUAGCUCUAAAAAGUAACGCAAGAGGCAGUAGCUGGGUAAGCUGUUAUUGUACUGUUAACUGCGGUGUAAAAAAAUGUAAACUUCGCAGUUGUCCUGGUUCUACUAUGGAUUCGGGAGAUUGGUCAAGGUGCGGCAGUGAAACGUUUUACAUAAUUUUGACGUACAACAGUGAAUCUGGCAGAGCUAUUCGAAACGGUGAUGGUGUGGCGUUUUAUUACGGAGCUGAACAUUGGCUAAGCUGCUGGGGAAGUGGUAAUAGAUGUCGAACAACGAUUUGUCCUGGCAGGUUCACUUAUGAUUUUAAUAAGAACUGCUGUGGAGAGAUGUUCUGGAUAUAUGCACCAGAUCGUGGCAGUAACAAACCCAUCCACAAGGGCGAUACCGUCUUUAUAAAGUAUUCUUAUACGCGUGGCUAUUCGUGGUGGUUAAGCCAAGACGAUGGUGUCAUCAAAACCCGAACGUGUCCUGGCGAUUCCAUAACACGGGACGACAAGUCACGAUGCAGCUCCGAGAGUUGGAACAUCAUCGUCCGAUAGACAACAUGCAAACCUUCCAGGUAGCGGGUAGCACCUGUCAAGUGGUGUUACUUCAGAGUGUGUCGUCCCUGCCUACGCGAGACCCGGGCUCAGCUGGCUCCKGCUGACAGUACCCGGUAAGGGCCCCUUCUCAGGGAUACGAGAACAACCCCACUGCCUUGUGGGUGUCUCGGGAGAGACUAAGGCUAAGGGAGUAAACCCUGACAGAAAAUCGAAAAAUCAGUAUCGUGAAGCAAUGAGAAGAUCAGCAACAGUUCCUCCUCUUUGAUGCAUACCAAUACUCCUUCCAUUAAACCGUGUUGCAUUCUUCACAAGAAACCCAACAAGUAACCAUCAGCAAAGAUGUCAAGGAACAUGUAAAGCGAAACUAGAUGCUUCAGGCGAUACAGGAUAACGAAAAUGGAACUGAAAAAUGGAACGGACUUGAUUACUGGUAUACUGUUAUAUUUAACAAUUUGUUAAUUCAGUGUGAGGGUAUGAUUUAAAUUUUUUUCCUUUUUCUUCUUUUUUUUAUGGUCCAAAAGCAUUUAAUUUAUAUUUACUCAUCUUGCAUCACAUUGCAGUAAGCUUUUACGUUUGUACGAAAUCUUAAGUGCCCUUAAUCAACGAUUUAUGUUGAAUAUCUAUGGAUUUGAAAUUGCCGACUAUUAAUUGGUCACAUCCGAGUUUAGGUUGUGUCGUUUACUCAGAAAUUGUGGUUUGUUUUAGAAGUGGUGUUCAUUUCGAUCACGUGUAGUACUAUAGUAUUUCGAUAGGUUUUAGUAUACACCUAAGUUAGUGUAUAGGUCAAUUUUUGGCAAUAUCGUUAGACUGGAAGAAAGCAUGAAAUUUGGCUCAGAGUUAACUUAGACCCUGUAGACCAGAUUUAGAAGGGGUGUCACGAAAUCUGCUGUUGGGGGAGGGGUAUUUUCAGUUACAUUUCUAAAUUUCAGUAGCAAAGAAUGCUAUGGAAGACAUGCGUGUAUGACCCAAUCCAAAACAAAUUUACUUCCUGGUAUGGAAUUCACUGGCACCCCUUCUGAAUUUUGUUUCUUAGGCUCUGCGUUUCAAGUGACGUAAGGGAACUUAGUGCCAAUUUUGCUCUCUACUACAUUCAAACGACCUUUGCAUUAAGCAAGUCACAAUAAAACAUUACCAAGGGACUGAUUUAGGGCACGAAAUCUUGCAUAACUAAUAAUAAUAAUGAUGAUAAUAAUAUUAAUAAUAAUAAUAAUAACAAUAAUAAUAAUAAAAUAAAUUCUUAAUAUAGCAUGUUCCACAAAUCUCAACACGCUUUACAAAGCAUAAAAGAAAAAUAUAUUAUAUUAAUAAUAUUGAAACAGAUAAAAAAUGAAAACUUAUAGAAAUAUACAUUUGUUAAAUAUAAAACACAGCAAUAAAUUGAUUGAAAAUUAGAUAAACUGAUUAGUUCUUGUAUCGUAUAUAAGAUAAAUCAGCUUUUUCUGACAUACGCUUAUUAUUUUUAAUUUGUUGCAUUUUAUUUGGAUGACAAUAGAUUAAAUGUUGUAUUGUGUGAUUAUACUACAAAAUAAACGUUACCUAAAUACUA